AUGAUCUGCCCAUUCUCGUCGCUCGAGGUGAGCUUGCGGUACUGGUGGUUCCACGCCACCACCGAGACGUCCGCCUCGUGCCCCUCGAGCGUCUGGUUCAUCGCGAGGCCGCUCUUCUGCCCGUUGCCGUUGUCAAUCUUCAGCACCUUCAGCAACCCGCCCUUGCCGCCGCAGGCGAGCCAACCCUGCUCCUCGUUCCACGCAAUGGACGUGAUGACGGUGCUCGUUGGUAUCGCGACACGCUUGCUGAAGUAA
Molecule: messenger RNA, 255 nt
Organism: Trypanosoma grayi
Lineage: Eukaryota; Euglenozoa; Kinetoplastea; Trypanosomatida; Trypanosomatidae
Exons: 1
Coding region: 1-255 (84 amino acids)
Source: RefSeq, a predicted model, not a curated record